AUGCCUUUCAUCAAACCCUAUCUCAGCACAGAUAUACAACCAACAUUAGGAGUUGUGAAUUCUGGGCAAAGUGGCAGUAAUGCGUAUGCCAUCAAUGGAGGAGAUACUCGUUCGUGUAACUUCCUUACAUCGCAACAACCUGAUGGAGAUGUAGACGAUAUGUCACAGGGCAGCGGUAGCGUUCCAAUGUUAACAAAGGCCAAAAUUGUGAACUUCGACUGUGUUGAAGCACUUGUAUCCAUUGUAAGGAAGAAACUGAGAAGAAUUGUGUUGGAGGCAGACCUGAACGAAUGUCUUCUCUCGAUCUCACCAGAACGAUCAUUCAACCCUGAUAUAGACCAGACAGAUGAGGACGGAUGCACUUCGCUCUACAAAGCGGCUUCAAACGGUCAUUUGAUGAGGGUUAAAUUUCUCGUUGCAAACGGCGCAAACCCAAAUCAAGCAAAUAAAGAUGGGCGCAGGGCUCUCCAUGGAGCAGCUGAAGACGGACAUACAGCUAUCGUAAAACUCCUCGUGAAGCAGGGAGCAGAUGUGGAUGCCGAAUGUGAUCUGGGUCAGACAGCUCUUCAUACUGCUGUACACAACAAUAAAAAUCUCUCUGCAUUGUUUCUUAUUUUCAACGGAGCAGAUAUUUACAAACGGGAUAAUCAUGGAAGAACUCCUUUACACAUGGCAGCGGCAGAUGGGAACAUUCAGAUCUGUCAAAUCCUAGUUGAUGAAACAUGUGACUUAAAUGUAGAAGAUGACAUGGGUCUAACAGUUCUUCACCAUGCAGUGAGAAAUGGCAAUUCCAAUAUUGUCAACUAUCUCCUCGAGAAAGGGGCUAAGGAGACUCCUUAUGGAGGAGAUAGUCUCCUCUUUGCGUCAGCAUCGUUUGGCAACUUAGAUUUGGUCAAGCUUUUUAUUUCCAGAGGCGGCGAUGUGAACGAGGAAAACAGCAUCGGACAAAAUCCUCUCCACGUAGCAGCUUCGAAGGGAUACCUUGACAUUACCAAAUGUCUCGUUCAAGAAGGAUGUGACAUGAAUAACGGGGAUCACGAGGAUUUCACACCAAUCCACGGGGCAGUGUUAAACGGUCAUUUGGAUGUACUUGAUUAUCUCAUAACACAGGGAGCAGAGAUCACCAAGUACGAUGGAAAGAGCGUUCUGCAGUUGGCAGCUAUCCAUGGUCACCUGGACAUACUCCAAUACUUCAUGAAGAUGGGAGCUGAUGUCAGUGAGCUAGAUGACAGUGGACAAACUCCUCUCCAUUUGGCAGCAGGUAGGGGCCACUUAGACGUCGUGAAAUAUCUCAUUGAACAAGGAUCGAAAAUAGACAAACAAGAUCAUCGUGGUUACUCACCUCUCCACAUUGCAGCUGCAAAAGGUCGACUUGAUCUCGUCAAAUACCUUACAGACCAAAACUGCUACAAGAAAGAAUUCGAUAACACAAGUUUUACACCAUUAGCUUUGGCAGCUAUACAUGGACAUUUGGAUACCGUCAAGUAUCUUGCGGAUAGGGGAGUUGAUGAAACGGCCUCACUCUAUGGAGCAGCAUUAUCUGGUCAUUUGGAUAUCGUCAGGUUCUUCAUGAAUCGCAUUUCACUUCAUCUGGCAGCUUCCGAUGAUGACUUAGACAACGUGCAGUAUCUCGUGCAACAAGGGUUUGAUAUCAAUAGCUGCGAUGAGAAAGGCUGGACACCAUUGGAGUACGCAAUUCAGAAUAACAAUUGUGAGGUCAUAGACUAUCUUCUUAAGAAAGGAGCAGAAGGGGACCAAUGUAAGGAAAAAAGUCCACUCUACAUGGCAUCUAGACUUGGCCACUUGGAUGCAGUAAACGUUAUGAUUUCAAGACGGAUUUCAGUAAAUGCAGAGACUCUCAGAGGACAGAUUCCCCUCCACGCUGCUGCUGCCACCGGAAGAAUUGAAGUCGUUAAAACUCUCGUUCAGAACGGAUCGGAUUUGAACAAGACUGACAUUGACGGAUGGACGCCACUUCACGCUGCAGUCCAAAAUGGCCAUCUGGAAGUCGUUAGGUAUCUCAUGUGGAAAGGAGCGAUAGACAUCGAAUAUAGAGGCAUGACUUCUCUCUUCAUUGCAGCUCAAAGUGGUCACCUAGAUAUCGUCAAACACCUUAAUCACGGAACGGCUAAUGUGAAUGAUGAAGACAAUUUGGGUCGGAUUCCUCUCCAUGGUGCAGUAAUGAAAGGUGAUAUCGAACUCGUCCACUAUCUAGUUGAACAAGGAUCAGAUGUGAACAAGGGUGAUAUCAAUGGAUGCACCCCGAUGCAUAUUGCACUUCAAAACGGCAACUUGUUUAUUGUGCAGUAUUUGAUAGAGAAAGAUGCCAAGUUAACCAAGUACGAAGGAAUGACACCACUCUAUAUCGCAUCACUCGAAGGUCACUUGGAAAUAGUUGAUCUCUUCCUUUCUUAUGGCGCUGAUGUAAAUGAGGAAAAUCGCUCAGGGCGUAUUCCUCUUCAUGCUGCUGCAGCCAAUGGUUCACCUGAGAUCGUCCAAAAGCUCAUCAAUCAUGGAGCAAACGUGAACAAGAUGGCCGACAGUGGUUGGACUCCAUUACACGAGGCAGUCCACAGUGGCAGGUCGGAUAAUGCACAAUAUCUGAUUUCCCAUGGAGCUACGAAAACGAGGUUCGAAGGAAUGACUGCUCUCUACAUUGCUGCUCAGCAUGGUCAUACAGACUUAAUGACCUACUUUGUUACCACAGGAUGUGAUGUAAAUGAGGAGACGACUAGCGGCAAAACUCCUCUUUUGGCUGCUUGUUAUAAUGGCGACAUGGAUUCUGUGGAAAUGCUGGUUAUUGAGAGUGCCUGUAUUAAUCAGGCUGACAGAAACAAAUGGACACCACUCCACGCAGCGGCACAAGAAGGACACUUGCCUGUAGUUACUUACCUGGUAGAAAAUGGAGCAGACACAAAUGCCAAAGAUACAGACGGAAUGACACCACUUCAAGCAGCAGAAGAUGCAGGCCAUGAAGAUGUAAAACAAUUUCUCAGUCGGUUCAGAGUAGGAGUACAAGAUGAACGGCAUAAAGAUACAGAUAAGACAGAUGGGAUGACACCACUCCAAGCAGCAGUAGAUGCAGGACAAGAUGGUCAACAGUUUAUCAUUCGUUUCAGAGCAGAAAAAGACAAUGAACAGCAUGAUGGUACAGAGAAGAGCCUUCGAUCUGACAGAAGCUGCCCAGAGGUGUUCAGAUGUUAUUGGAUGUACGAAGUCUCCUCUUGUGACGAGUUGACCUUAAAUGUCACGAAGGCUUCUUUCUCUACGGAAAAUCGCUGGCGAACGGACCCUGAUAGACUUUCCCGACAUAUCAAGACAACUAUUCGCCCUACACGUGAGUCGUGUGUUUCCGAACCAAAGACACAACUUCAUGGAGGUGAGGUACCAGCAACCGAUGAUUUGCGUGUCACCAGCAUGACCAAUGAAAACGACCCAGUGGAUCCUAAACUGGAAAUAAAGAAUCCCUGGCGGGUUAACUUUGUUACCCUUAUCGUACAUAUCAAGAAAACUAGUCGUUCUAUACGGUAAGAAUCUGUGGUUUGUGGCUUUUUUGUGUCUAAGACAUAAGUAUACCACCUUACCUUAUCUGGCAUGUGGAAGUGGAGGUAAUACUUUAUUAACAUAAAUAUAUAUUAUUGAUGUAAGAGGAAGAAAAUACUGUCUUUGGAAAAAAAAAAGGACUAUAAAAAACGAUUGC
Messenger RNA from Lytechinus variegatus (green sea urchin), 3700 nucleotides. RefSeq names its product serine/threonine-protein phosphatase 6 regulatory ankyrin repeat subunit B-like. Lineage: Eukaryota; Metazoa; Echinodermata; Echinoidea; Temnopleuroida; Toxopneustidae. The transcript has 4 exons. The record is from RefSeq and is a predicted model, not a curated record. The coding region runs from base 1 to 3531 and encodes 1176 amino acids. Gene Ontology annotation, molecular function: protein binding.